This is a messenger RNA of Setaria italica (foxtail millet), 2909 nucleotides long. Its product is annotated as LEAF RUST 10 DISEASE-RESISTANCE LOCUS RECEPTOR-LIKE PROTEIN KINASE-like 2.4. The coding region runs from base 1299 to 2126 and encodes 275 amino acids. The record is from RefSeq and is a predicted model, not a curated record. Lineage: Eukaryota; Viridiplantae; Streptophyta; Magnoliopsida; Poales; Poaceae. The transcript has a single exon. Gene Ontology annotation, molecular function: polysaccharide binding.
CUUUACACUUGAGUUGCAACUUGAGUAUCUACUCUUUUACUCCCUUUUUAACACUUUUAAAUUUACACUUGAGUUGCAACUUUGCAUCGCGCCAUUUUAAAGCAUCUACCGUGCACACCCUUCAAAGUUCAACCACGGCUAGUACUGUGUCACUGGUUAAGUUUUGAGUGUAUAGGUGUAUAGGAUGAUACAUACUUUACCUUGCUGUUGAGUAGGAAAGAGCUCCUUGUGUUGCCAAUAGCUUGGUGGAGACGACGUGACUAACGAACCGCCGGUCUUUACCGGUAGAACUGAACAUAGCUUCCAGACCGCACAAUGGAGAGCUCUUGUUCUUUCUUUAAGUUUACCGGCUACGCCGCCGCAGUGGUUUGCGAUCCUUUUAGGAGGGGAAAAGCUAUAGGUUGCUCGGGUGUUUCAGGAGCCCUUGUCACUCGAUUUUGGCACCGUCCAAUGUCUGGGUCUACAAUUUUAGCUCUGCUUGCUUGAGCUAUUGCUGCGGCUGCAGCUGCAUCCUACCUAUACAAAAGUACUGUAGCAUUAAACUAAAAGCGGCAGUAAUAACUGAAACGAACACGCUGUUUGUGUCCGUCUGAUCCUACCCCGCACUCAUCGCUUUGGUUUGUUUUCUAUGUUUCUCUGACAAGGCGGUCCCGCAUGGCAGCGGCUGUAUUUGUUUUCUGCAUCUGCUAUUUGAUUUUUUUGGAAUCGUGGUCUUUUUAUUUGACCCCUUGCGGAUGAGGCCGACACCAUUUCGUCCCCUCCUUUCCCCUCUCGCUAAUCGUUUCGCUCUUGUUCUUAUCAACUGGUGGGCAACCAUAAGGCAAAGCUGACCACUAGUCGCAGCUGGUGGGCGACCAGCCAAGGGAACCAAACCGAGCAAACGAUCCGAGCUCUUUUCAUGCCAUGGCGCGCGAUGAAAACGGUGGUCGUCGUCAAUUCUGACCUAGUUCAGUGUGCUGCGAGAAGCCAACUUUGAUUCUUCAGGCACGCGAGUUCAAUUCGAUGCGCUCAUCCUGUUCGUCAACCAUCUGCGGGAGGCGCCUAAAGUCUUUGACCUCGUCCUCGCAAUACCGAAAGCUUCUUCUGGUUGCAGCCGUCAAGGAGAGAAACAACCGAAUGCUGACGCCAUGCUCUGUUUCCUGUACUGUUCUCGGCCCUCCUGUCUUGACCUGUGAGAAUGGACCAUGACCAUUGCAAAGGACUAAGAAACCACACUCGUCUAGUGUCUGCGACCAUUCGUUCGUAUAUCUUGCUCCUCUCCCCCCCUUUCCUCCUCGUUGCAUCGUUUUGAUCCAGCAAUGGCGCCUGCAGAGCAAAUGCAGCACCUGCACUUAGCACCACUCCUCUUCACCCUACUCCUCACAUCCCUUCCUCAUUGCAAGCCACAAUCCGACGCCUACUUCCGGUACACCAACUGUGCCCCAACACCUUACCGCUGCGGACCAGUCCAGUUCGACAUCGGCUACCCGUUCUCGGUGAACAGCGUGGACCGGCCGGACUACUGCUCAGUCCCCGGGUACCAACUCUCCUGCACAGACGCCAGCAAGCUGGUGACCACCAUGAACUCGUCCACCGGGUUGUUCCAGGUCACCAGCGUCAACUACGGCAACCACUUCCUCACCCUCAUCGACCUCGGCCUAGCCGAGCAGUCGUGCCCGCAGCCCUACCGGAACACCACCAUCUCCGACGCCAUGUUCGCGUACACCGACCGCGACCAGUUCCUGACGGCGUACAUCAACUGCAGCGCCACAUCGUCGUCUCUGCCUUUCGCGUUAGACGUCUUCUCUUGCCUGUCCGGGGGCCACUCCUACUACAGGCUGGACAACGGCACGGUGGCGCCGGACUUGCUGGGGUCGUGCACCUCGACCCUGGUUCUCCCAUUCAGCUCGUCCAUGGCGGGCUCGCUGGCCGCCGGGAACUCUAGCCUUGGUGAUGCGAUCAGAGGCGGUUUCGCCGUGCGGUGGAAGGCCGGUGUGGGGUGGUGUGGGGACUGUAGGGAUUCCGGUGGGUUCUGCGGAUACAACUCCAGCAGUCCUAGUGAUCACACAUGUUUCUGCCCUGCUGGUACAUCUAUUGGAUCAUGUCCGUCAGGUAUAUUCUGUCUUGGCUUCGAGAUCAAACUUUGAACAAGCUAAGGUUGAUGUCGUCAAGGCUGAUCUGUAGUUGAUCAGUAAAAGUAGUCUGAUUGAGACAUUUAAGCUCUAUCAUUUUGGUAUAGUAUGCAUAUAUAGUUCUGACCUGGUAUCUAUGAUUUUACUGGAGCUCCCGAUAGUUACCGAAUUCAAUCUUAGAUCGUGGUGGUAGGCCAUGUCGCCAUGACAUAUAUUAUUUUCUUUUCUCUGCGAGAACGCCAUGGCAUAUAUUUGACUCGAUGUGCAUUUACAUGGUUCAAAUGACCCGAAAUUGCUUACGCUGACUGAAUGGAAAUCAGGUUCCUCUUGAAUUGGUCGAAUACUUUGUCUUUGGAACCUUUUUCUUCUUUGAUGUUGUCACUUCACCUAAACACAUAGUUAAUUGUUGAGUAGAAGAUUAGUAUAGUAGUAGUAGCAUGUUAGGAGUAAUUAAGAUAAUGGCACAAGGCAAACUAAGUUCCCUUCCUGAAAGGAAAUCCAAAUUGGCUUUUCUCAUCUCCGCAACACGGAUGUUCCUAUAAAACGAUGGAAAUGAAGACCAGGACCUUGAUCAAUUUUUAUCUUUCUUUUUUUUCUUCUAAAUGCAGGCUUGAUGUCAUUGGUUGAGUAGCUUAUUGACAAUCAACAGAUUCUAACAAAGGACCUAACUAAGAAUGAGACAAAAUUGUAACCAACUUGCAUUGCAAUAAAACGUAACCCAUUGAGACUUUUGGCCUUUUGUAGCAAUAUAAACUUUUUUUUGGGAAAAAAAACGAGGUGAUUAUUGAUAUACUUGAU